Molecule: messenger RNA, 2461 nt
Organism: Calliphora vicina (urban bluebottle blowfly)
Lineage: Eukaryota; Metazoa; Arthropoda; Insecta; Diptera; Calliphoridae
Product: protein VAC14 homolog
Exons: 10
Coding region: 164-2230 (688 amino acids)
Biological process (GO): phosphatidylinositol biosynthetic process
Cellular component (GO): PAS complex; endosome membrane
Source: RefSeq, a predicted model, not a curated record
AAGAGAACAAAAUAAUUUGUAGCAGAAAAACAAUCAAAUCCACUGUGAUUAAUGGAUUUUUGAUAAAUUUUAUAAAAAUUAGAACAUUAAUUUGAUUACAAAAUAAUUAGAAUUAUAGAAAUAUAAAUUACAAAACCAUAAAGUUUAUAAGUCAUAGAAAAUAAUGGAAAGUCCCUAUGCACCAUUAAGUGAAUCCUGUGCGAAAGCACUAGGGGAUAAAGUUUAUGACAAACGCAAACUGGCUUCACAGGAAAUAGAAAAAAUGGUUACCGACUUUAACAUAAAAAAUAACUCGGCCCAAAUACGUAAACUAAUUGAAGUACUUUCAAAUGAUUUUGCCUCCUCCCGAGACGCUAACAAAAGAAAGGGUGGUCUUAUAGGUUUGGCAGCAACCAGUUUAGGCUUGGGAAAGGAUUCCUCUAAAUAUGUCAACGAAUUGGUCAGUCCAAUACUCAAUUGUUUAAGUGAUCAAGAUUUACGUGUACGCUACUUUGCCUGUGAAUCACUCUACAAUGUGGUUAAGGUGGCUCGUUCCUCUAUCAUACCCUUUUUUCCUGAUCUAUUUGCUGCCUUAUCGCGCCUGGUGGCCGAUUCUGAUCAAAUGGUCAAAGAUGGCAGUGAACUACUGGAUCGUUUACUUAAGGACAUUGUUACCGAGUCAUCACAAACCUUUAAUCUGGAGGCUUUUAUACCUCUAUUAAAGGAACGCAUUUAUGUCAAGAACUCUUUUGUAAGACAAUAUGUUAUCUCCUGGAUUUCUAUAUUGAAUGCUGUUCCCGAAAUUAAUAUGGUCAUUUACUUAACGGACAUAAUUGAUGGUCUCUUUACGAUGUUGGAAGAUAAUACCCAGGAAAUACAAAGAAUGUGUGAAACAACUUUGACACAAUUUCUCAAAUCUAUACGCAAUGAUUCGAGUUCUGUUAAAAUGGAAGAUACAAUCAAUAUACUCAUAACCCAUGCACAAUCACCAAAUGAAUUGAUUAAGUCUAUUGCCAUUACUUGGAUACGUGAAUUUGUUAUAAUAUUUGGCUCGAAUGUUUUACCAUAUGCAAGUGGCAUUUUUACAGCCAUAUUACCCUGCUUGGAAUAUAAUGUUGAUAAUAUGAAAAACAUUAAAGAAUGUGCGGUGUCCGUUAAUAAGUCAAUGAUGAAUUUAGUGUCAUCCAAGGAGCAUAAAUCGAAAAAUAUUGAACAAAUAGAUUUACGUUCAAUAAUGGCAGUAUUAUCACAAUACCUAACACACAAUUCGGUACAAACUAAAGUUGCGGUAUUGGAAUGGAUACAUCAUUUACUCAUCAAUUUUCCCAAUGAAAUGGCAAAUCACACCACACAAUUGGGUAAUAAUCUGUUAAGUAUAUUAUCGGAUAAAUCAGAUGAAGUGGUUUUGAAAUGUAUAUCCGUUUUGGCAGAAAUUGUCAAUUCACAGCACUCCAAAGAAACAACUGAUUUUAACAAAGCCCACUACCGUACAUUUUUACUAAGUUUAGUUAAUUUAUUUAAUGAAGAUAAAAGUUUUUUAGAUAAUCGUGCCAGUCUUAUAAUCAGGCAACUUUGUGUUUUGUUAAAUGCUGAAUAUAUAUAUUUAACAUUUUCCGAAAUCAUAGCUGAAGAGUUGACAAAUCUUAAAUUUGCAUCAUUAUUGGUAAGACUCUUAAACAGCAUACUAAUGACUUCUUCGGAAUUAUUUGAAUUACGCACUUUCUUAAGAGACAUAUCGUGCGAAAAGUCAGCUAAACUUUUUAAAUGUCUUUACAUAAGUUGGGCCCAUUGUCCUGUGUCUACACUGUCGUUAUGUUUGUUGGCUCAAAGCUAUCAACAUGUGUCAGAACUGGUAGUGUUAUUUGCUGAUGUGGAGAUAACAUUGGAACUUUUAAAUGAAUUGGAUAAGCUGGUGCAAUUAAUAGAAACGCCCAUUUUUGCAUCUUUACGGCUUACCUUGGUUUCAAAAGCAAACAAUUGUGCUGAUGCCCAGUAUUUGGCACAUGCCUUAUUUGGAAUAUUAAUGCUACUACCUCAAACAGAUGCAUUUAAUAUGCUCAAGAAUCGUUUACAAUGUGUACCCAAUUAUUGGGGACAACAGCCCAUCAAUGAAAAGCAUUCCCUACAAUAUAAAAGUAAUAUAAAUUUUGUUGAAUUAUUGGAUCAUUUCAAAAAGAUCCAAAAGGCCCAUCGUGAUCUGCGACUGACACAGCGCAAACGCAGUGUUAUAGUAAAUGAUACAGCUAUAUAAAUGCAUAUGACAAAUAAAAUUAUUUAUACAAUCAAUAAAUAUAUGUAUGUAGUAUAUUAUUAUUAAAUCUUAAGCUGUGAUGCUAACAAAAAAUUUAUAAUUUUACUAAUAUUAUGUUGUAAAUUUCAUUAUUAUUUAUGAUUUUUCAUAUUAUAUUUUUUUAAUUUUUGCAAUUUUAUAAAGUUCAUAAUAAAGGCUUUUUAUAUGAUAUUGUUACCUAUGGAAAAUGAA